GUGUGGUGGGACGGGGAGCGAGAGAUGGGGAGCACCGUGAAUGACUUUUUGGGGAUCUCGGAGAACAGAUCACAUCCAAGAACUUGACUUGUCUUUGAUUGAUGACUGAGGGUCAGCCACUUUUCUCUGUUGCAGGUAUGAGGUUGCUACACUGGUGCAUGCUGGGAGUGACCAUCCUGCUGCUGGUUUGCGAGGUGGUCAUCAGCAGGCUGUGCAACUCCCUCAUCACCUUAGUAGAUGGUUUCCACACGCUCUUCAUCCUCCUGCACUUGGCUCUUCCUCAUCCUCAAACUUCAAGCAUAAAAAACACGCUGCUCCCGUCUUUGGAUUCCUCCGCCUCUCCACAUGCUUCGUCCUCCUCAGCAACACCACCCCCCCUCCCACCUGCUGAGUCAUCCAUUGAAUCUCCACCUGUGGACCAGGGAUUGUCCUUCAGCAGCAGCAGAAUUCAGCCUGUGGGGGCUUUCAUUUCUGCUCUCUUCCUGACCUCUCUGUGUCUCUCAUACUUCCUGGAAAUCAUCAGUUUUUCCCUGGAGCCGCACCCAGUGCAGCGCCCCCUGCUGCCUGUGUUGGUCGGCGCUGUCAGUCUGCUCCAUAAAUUGCUGGUUCUCUUGUUGAACUGGGAUUGGCUGCAGAAUGACGCCAGCAGGAGGCCCAACAGCGACGCUCACCUUGAAGGGAACCACAAAGUCUCGGCUCCAGAGGAAACCAGAGGCCGGGAUGAGCGUGGCCGUGUCCAAUCUGCUGUGGACGACUCGCUCCAAAUUGGGGCGCUUGUCCUCAGCAAUCCGGGAACCUUCGGCGUCCCGGACCCGCGCGCAGCAGCUCAUCAGGGCCGCAGGGACUGCGAGGCGGCCAGUGGCGCAGUCGAUUUGCAGGUUGGCGAAUGUGAAAAUCGUUCAGAAGACCCCGUGGAGACUUCCAAAGACAACACCUGCAUGGGACAUCUUGACAGUCAAAAUGCAUCUAAUGCCACAGUCUUCAACUCAUCCCAUCACACUGUACCAAGCCGCCGGGGGACAGUCAUUGUCCCGUCCUUUGUCCUCGUCGUGCAGGCACUUUGUCCCGCUCUGCUGGCUCUGGUCAACAGCCUGGUGAUGCUGCUAAUCAGCCCACAGGUCCUACACAGCUCGGCAGGCUGUGGCCUGCUGGUUUACCUGGAUCCUCUUCUGUCGCUGCUCGCUGUGAUUUUGCUGAUUGCCACCGCGGCACCACAGGUGCACAGGUAUGGACUUCUGCUGCUACAGGCCACACCGCCACACAUUUGCACAUCCGACCUUGGGCGAAGGAUCACGAGUGUCCCCGGGGUGCAGGCCGUGCACAACCUUCACAUCUGGCAGUUGACUGAAUCGUUCUUUGUGGCCUCUGUCCACGUGCACUGCCAUGCUGGGUUUCCAGUGCACAGGUGUGCUGACCUGAUGUCAGGGGUCACCAGGGUGAUGCAGAGCGUUGGAGUGAGCUGCUGCACCGUCCAACCAGAGUUUGCCUCCUGCUCGGGGACCUCUGCAGGCAGUGAGGGGGACGCCUCCCCCGUCAUCCACAGAGAGGACCCCUCCCUGCCGCCUCCUCUGACCUGCAGCCUCGCCUGUGGAAAGGCCUGUGCUGGGUUUAUGUGUUGUUCUACGGUGGAGGAGGAGACCAGCCUGAUGGCACCACCAGCUGGGGAGACAAAGGAAGAGCCUCAGACGCUGGUCAUCGAGAACACCUUCCUCUGACUGAAGUAAUUGUACUGGAGGGAAAUGAAUUCAUGUAAAGGUAGAAGUAAAGCAUGAACAGAUGUGAUAGUGUAGUCUCUGCCAUACCACUGAUGUUAUGCCUGUUAGUUUAAUGACAUCACGAUGGUGCUGCGAUCUCAAGUAUGGCGUUUCUUUUGUGACGCUUUCAUUUGUAGCUUGAAUUCUGUAUGUAUAAACAUUAACAUUGAACAGUGUCUCGUUUUAUUAUAAUAGAACUUAUACCAUAGAAUUCA
This is a messenger RNA of Pungitius pungitius (ninespine stickleback), 1969 nucleotides long. RefSeq names its product proton-coupled zinc antiporter SLC30A1. NCBI's taxonomy places the organism in Eukaryota, Metazoa, Chordata, Actinopteri, Perciformes, Gasterosteidae. Gene Ontology annotation, cellular component: Golgi apparatus; membrane; endoplasmic reticulum. Gene Ontology annotation, molecular function: calcium channel inhibitor activity; zinc ion transmembrane transporter activity. The transcript is spliced from 6 exons. The record is from RefSeq and is a predicted model, not a curated record. Bases 102 to 1715 code for a protein of 537 amino acids. Gene Ontology annotation, biological process: intracellular zinc ion homeostasis; zinc ion transmembrane transport; detoxification of zinc ion.